GCGCGCUUUGCUUCGUCGUAUGUCUGUCAACUGACAUACACGUCAUUGUCCAGCUGGUUCAGUGCGCCUGCGCUGUAAACCUUAUUCGAGGAAGUGGCAGGAGAGGCAACUCCAACGACAGAGCAGAGUUUGUUGUUUAUCACCCGUUUCAGAGAGGACAAAACAUCACGCAGUUUUUUUAAAAUGUCGGGAUUUGAUAGCAACCCGUUCGCAGAGCCUGCCAGCGACAACCCUUUCAAUGACCCUUCGGUCACACAAGUGACCAGCUCCGGCGUAGAACCAGUUGACCAGUACAACCCUUUCCCUGCCACAGACAGUCUAGCAAGUCAUACCACUCCAGCCUCCACGUACCAGCCUGCUGUGUUACAGCCGUCAACAGAGCCCAGUCCACAGGCGACUGCAUCUGCAGCUCAGGCCAAUCUGCUGAGGCAGCAGGAGGAGCUGGAGAGAAAAGCUGCCGAGCUGGACCGCAGAGAGCAGGAGCUACAGAGCAGAGGCCCGUCAGGUAAAGAGAACAACUGGCCUCCACUUCCUAAGAGCUUCCCCAUCAAACCAUGUUUCUAUCAGGACUUCUCAGAGGAAAUCCCCCCAGAGUACCAGAGAGUCUGCAAGAUGAUAUAUUAUCUCUGGAUGUUCAACUGUGUGACUCUGUUCCUCAACCUGCUGGCGUGUUUGGCUUACUUCACCACUGAUGCGGCCUAUGGUGUGGAUUUUGGCCUCUCCAUCCUCUGGCUCAUCCUCUUCACUCCCUGCUCCUUCCUCUGCUGGUACCGGCCCGUCUACAAGGCCUUCAAGAGUGACAGCUCCUUCAGCUUCUUCUUCUUCUUCUUUGUGUUUUUCUGCCAAGUGGUAAUCUUCAUCAUCCAGUCUGUAGGCAUCCCCAAGUGGGGGAACAGUGGUUGGAUCGCUGCCUUCACUAUCAUCGGCAAAAACAAUGCAGUGGGAGCUAUCAUGAUCAUAGUGGCCAUCCUCUUCACCAUCUGCGCUGUGCUGUCUGUCAUCCUGCUCAAGAUGGUCCACAGCUUGUACCGCCGGACCGGAGCCAGUUUCCAGAAGGCCCAGCAGGAAUUCUCGCAGGGUGUCUUCACCAAUAAAACCUUCCAAACAGCUGCUGCUGGUGCAGCAUCCUCUGCUGCCCAGGGAACCUUCCAGAGAAACAACUAACGCAUGUCAUCUGCAGAAUCGUCUGGCUCUGCUUGGGUGUAAAAAGCAGUCGAAGGGAAAGUCACACAUCAAGGGCAUUCUGGGGUGGAAAGCAUGAAUGAAGUUGACGGAUUGCUAUUUCAGUGUGUCCUGGCUUUGUAUAUUUUGUGCACUUUUUGGCAAUGCUCUUCAGUGUAAAAUGUGACUGUAAGUGUGCGUGCAUGUGUGUGUGUGUGUGUGUGUGUGUGUGUGUGUGCAUGUGUGUACUGGCAUGCUGAUCACAUGUAUUCAUGUGGGUGCAGUACACGUUUGUUUCUCCACACCAAUGGUGGAACCUGAUCCUGUAAUAUAAAUGACAUGAAGCAGUUGUUUGUCAUUGAUUGGCAUUUUUUUCAAAAGCAUUUCGUCUUUGUUGUUGAACUUAUUUUGGCAAACCAUGUCUUUUGUGUGCCGAACAUUUCAGUCUAAUAAGAAAAGUAACUGUAAUAAAUCAUGUAGUUAAUUGUAAUCUGUCUGGCUUUAGAUUUUUGGAUAUUACUGUUACUGUAACUAAUCAUUUAAAUCUGUUUCAAUUAUUCAAUAAGGAAAAACACUCAGUUCUCAAUUCUCAGACUGACACCCCCCCAUCACUUUCAGAUUGUAAUGCUAUGUUUUUAAAACGUGUGCCUUUGACUUUUGUCUGGAACCAAAAUUUUGGUAAGAUCUUUCUGAAAAACCAGUGUGGUGUCAGAAAAGCGGUGGAAAUACUGUAUAUUUUGGUAUUUGGUAUCACAUGAUGGUUUCUGCAUAAAGAUCACAUCCACAGAGGAAAUCAAAGUGUUUUGCUUCAAUUCAUUUCAAACUAAUUUAAGUCUUACUUUAAUUUAGAAUACAGAGAGAAUAUAAUUUGAUUUCACUUUCACUGUCAUUAUUAAAAUUGUUUAUGAAGCAGCUUCAACUGCAUCUUUGAUCACUGCCUUUCUCAAAAGUUGUUUGUAAGGAAACCAAAGCAAUACUGACUAUCAAAAUGGAAAAUAAUGAAAGAUCUUGAAGUAGAUUUACACCAAUUCAUACAGUUUGCUGUAAUGGGCUGAGCCUAUUCUGUUGAUUUCACUACUAACAGUAAAUGCAGGAAGAGGAACGGCUUAUUUUUCACUAAGCUUAACAGUGUAGAAAUGUAAGUAUUCAGCCAGUGUGAAUCUUUAGGAAUAAUCAGAGAUCUCAGAAUUCACAGAAUGAGUUUUGACAGGAGAAGCAUGGCAUGAACCCCCGAUUUCACUGAUGUGUAUCUGAUUUGUAAUUUCUACUAGAGCAGUGCAAACUUUCCAUAACACUUACCUUACUUUAAAGAGAACCAGUGUCUCAACAUCACCAGUAUGCAGCUAAGGUACUGCAUUUUCAUUUAAUUCUCCUCCCUGUACCUCUCUACUCCCUGUACCUCUCUACCACCAAGCUCUAAAUUAUUUGUGUACUGAUGUAUAUUUUCUAUGUGAUUUCUUAUAUUGAAAAACAUGCAUAUGUGUGUUUAUUUGAUGUACUGUUUUAAAACAUUAGCGUAGAUGUACCCUAUGUUAGCAUUCUUAAAGAACAAUUGCAAACUCCAGAUCAUUUGUGUGAUGUUCUUGCAACAGAUAGUGGUCUAAUUUAAGGUUCGAUCUUACAUCCAUUAUGUAAUACAAGAUUUGUAUUCAUUCACACAUCUCUGUAUGCAUUGUUUUGGGAGAACAGAAUUCAGUGCCUUUUGUAUUUCAAUAUUGAAUAUUGCAUCUAAUAAAAUGCUUUGCUUUCA
This is a messenger RNA of Siniperca chuatsi (mandarin fish), 2911 nucleotides long. It is a transcript of the gene scamp2, whose product is annotated as secretory carrier membrane protein 2. The transcript has 10 exons. The record is from RefSeq and is a predicted model, not a curated record. Bases 184 to 1164 code for a protein of 326 amino acids. Gene Ontology annotation, biological process: protein transport. NCBI's taxonomy places the organism in Eukaryota, Metazoa, Chordata, Actinopteri, Centrarchiformes, Sinipercidae. Gene Ontology annotation, cellular component: trans-Golgi network membrane; recycling endosome membrane.